CGAAAAAGCCUCACUUCACAAGCAGCGGGAAUGAGCAAAAUUGGUGGGCGAUCAAGGGGAGUCACGUCUAUCAGGAUAUUUUGGAAAUGUGUACAUGAAGCAACGCCACAGCAACGACGCUUGUGCUCCAUACCUUGGCACUAUCGGCCAACACGAAUUCCAAAAGCGAAACAUAUUCCCUUUAGGACGCAGCAUGCUCCCCGACAGCAAACCAUUCCCUUUUCCCGCUUCCUAUCGACUGAAAGCACCUCGGAACGUGAAUGCUGGCGCUGCGGUGCGAAGUUGCCAAGGUCUGCGGUAUUCUGUCCCGCGGAGCGUGGUCUUAUCCAGCCCACCUAUGAUGAAGCAACAUACUAUGACGUUCUUCUGCCAGAGCUCGCGCCCGGCGAAGCAAAGUUUGCCUUUGAUGUGGAUGAGCGAUUACUGCGAAACAAAUUUCUAAGGCUUCAACAGGCUGUCCAUCCUGAUGGAUACGGUCAGAAGUCACAGACUGAGAAACUUUGCGCAGAGCAACAGUCCUCGUUCAUUAACAAAGCAUAUCAGGUCCUUCGCGACCCACUUCAACGAGCACAGUAUCUGCUUGAGCUGAACGGUGUUUCGAUUGAGGAAGGCGAGUCCAUGAAUGAUCCCGCCUUGCUGAUGGAGGUUUUGGAUGCUCGUGAGCGUCUGGAAGAAGCGCACGCGCAGAGUGAGAUUGAAGAAAUUAGAAGAGAGAAUGAAAAACGGAUGGAGGAGACUAUCGACCAGUUGUCACAAGCCUUCCGAGACAGAGACUUAGAUGCGGCCAAACGGCUUGCCAUUCAGCUACAGUACUGGGUGAAUAUCAAGAAGGCAGCUCAGGAAUGGAUACCUGGUAAAAGAAUCGAAAUACAUCAUUAAAGUCACGCAAUUGCAAUGUGAAAUAUUUGUACAUAUUCGAAUCAAAAAGCAAAGCUAGAUUGCUAAAUUAGCAUGUGAGCGAGCAGUGGUAGUGUACAGUAAACCCUCGAGUGUCCAGUAUCCCAUCCUCAACCAGAAAUAUUUACAAAGAACUCUCUGAAGAUGGAUGUAAUAGUAACGUCCAACCUUAUU
Molecule: messenger RNA, 1071 nt
Organism: Spizellomyces punctatus DAOM BR117
Lineage: Eukaryota; Fungi; Chytridiomycota; Chytridiomycetes; Spizellomycetales; Spizellomycetaceae
Product: Fe-S protein assembly co-chaperone HscB
Exons: 3
Coding region: 31-879 (282 amino acids)
Biological process (GO): protein complex oligomerization; [2Fe-2S] cluster assembly
Cellular component (GO): mitochondrion
Molecular function (GO): protein-folding chaperone binding; ATPase activator activity
Source: RefSeq, a predicted model, not a curated record